Molecule: messenger RNA, 4461 nt
Organism: Portunus trituberculatus (swimming crab)
Lineage: Eukaryota; Metazoa; Arthropoda; Malacostraca; Decapoda; Portunidae
Product: mucin-19-like
Exons: 3
Coding region: 1-4461 (1486 amino acids)
Biological process (GO): signal transduction
Cellular component (GO): membrane
Source: RefSeq, a predicted model, not a curated record
AUGCUCUCCCUUUCAGUUCAGAAUAUUGCACAGCCUGUGUCUUUACUGCUGACAGAUGACCUGUGUAUAGUAGCAGUGCAAGGAAGGGACAUCCACCGCGGCGGCACAAGAGCUCUGCAUCACCCUGAACACAGCCUCCGGGGGCCAUGGUGGAGAGGAGAGGACCCUACGCAAAACAAGACAAGACCUGUGUUGCUCAAUGUAGGGGUUCUUGGUGACUUCGGUGAUCGCGUUCCCAGUCACGGCAACGAGUGGGGAACCAUGGUGGGUGACUACAGAAACAGCUCGCAUAGUACAAAAGACGACUCAGGGCAGCUCAAGGGGCUCAGAGAAAAAGGGAAUUUAGGAUCGUUCCCAAGUCAUGGUUCUGGUGGUGAAGACAGUGGUGGCCAAAAUCUGCUGAGUAGGAAACGACUCGUGAAUCAGACAGUAAGCACCUUCAGGAAGAAACACCCAAGGUCCAGGACGAGAAGAAACAUUGGCAGUAGUAAUACUGGUAGUAGUGGUAGUGGUAACGAUGGUGGUAUAGGCGCAAAGAGACUCAACCCUUGGAGAGAGAUCAAAAUUUCCCCACAAGUUCAAGGCGCAAGGCCGUCCAAACUCUCCCAACCAAACCAGCGAUUCCAGCUCAGUGUGUGGCGGCUGGAUGGCACAAGGGACAGCACAAUCUACAGUACAAGACUCCGUGACGGCACAAGGGACCGCACGGAUGACGGUACCGAUGACAACACAACUGCUGAAGUAGCAGACGAAGGAGCUGCAGGUGAAGCAGCAGGUGAAUCAACAGACGAGGUGAUAAAUGAAACAGAUGAAACGGCAGGUGAAAUAGUAGGUGAAGCAGCUGAUGGAACAACAGAAACAGCAGAUGAAAUAGGUGAAGCAGUUGGUGAAACAAAAAAAACAGCUGGUGAAAUAGCAGAGGCAGCUGGUGAAACAGCAGAGGCAGUUGGUGAAACAACAGAACUAGCUGGUGAAACAGCAGAAGCAGCUGGUGAAACAAGUGAAGCAUCACAUGAAAUAGCAGAUGCAGCUGGUGAAACAGGUGAAGCGGCAAGUGAAAUAGCAGGAGAAUCAGGUGAAGCAGAAGAGGCAGCUGGUGAAACAGGUGAGACAGCAAGUGAAACAGCAGAGGCAGCUGGUGAAACAGGUGAAGCAGUAAGUGAAACAGCAGAGGCAGCUGGUGAAACAGGUGAAGCAGCUGGUGAAACAGCAGAUGCAGCUGGUGAAACAGGUGAAGCAGCAAGUGAAAUAGCAGGAGAAUCAGGUGAAGCAGAAGAGGCAGCUGGUGAAACAGGUGAGACAGCAAGUGAAACAGCAGAGGCAGCUGGUGAAACAGGUGAAGCAGUAAGUGGAACAGCAGAGGCAGCUGGUGAAACAGGUGAAGCAGCUGGUGAAACAGCAGAGGCAGCUGGUGAAACAGUAGAGGCAGCUGGUGAAACAGGUGAAGCAGCUGGUGAAACAGCAGAGGCAGCUGGUGAAGCAACUGGUGAGGCAGCUGGUGAAACAACAGAGGCAGCUGGUGAAAUAUCAGAAGCAGCUGGUGAAACUGAUGAAGCAGGUGAUGUAGCAGGUGAAGCAGCAGGUGACACAAUGGAUGAAGCAGCAGACGAGGCAGCAGAGGAAACAAGUGAGAUAGCUGAAGACGUAACAAAAGCCACAGGUGACACAGCUGAUCCAGUACUCACAGCAGAGAACACAGCUGGUGACACAGGUGGGAGCACCACAGACACAAGUGACGCCACACAUUGCACCACAACAGGCGACUUCAUAGUGGUCACCAAGUGCACCACGGAUGACGGGACAAGCAAGGGCUCCAUCACCAUCACUAGCAAUACCACUAGUGUCAUCAUAGCUGGUGACAUUAUAGGUGACGAGAUGGAUGGUCCAGCUGGGGAUGAGGGCUUCCCGGGGGUUGUGGCUGUACCUGAGGAUGAUGACCUGGCUGGGGAUGAGGGGCAGGGUGGUGAUGGGUUACAAGAUGGGAUUAGUGCUGCUGUGGAGGCAUUCAUUGACAGUGUGAUGAGUCAAGUUCACAAUGACAGAUUAAUUGGUGGCAGUGGUGGUGGUAGCAAUGAUGAUGGUGGUGUAGGUGUUGAGAGCAUUGAUGAUAGUGGUGCAGGUGAUAUUUCUGCCAUCAUUGACAGCUUCAUGACCAAGCUCAAGAGAAAGAUCAUGUCCUCCAUAAGAAAUGAUCGCCCUACAAUUGGAAGACAACAAGAUGACAUCCGCUCUGACAACACAAGACGCAGGUUCUCUCAGGCUAUUGUAGGGGCUGCUCGGAAGGCAAUCAGAGAGGAAAUGGGAUCCCUUAGGAGAGGAGAGAGACCCGUCACCAGGGAGGAGGAAAGUGAGGAGGAGACUGGUGACAAACAGGAUGAAGAAAAUGUUGCUUCAAGCCACAAUAAGGAUACACGUGAAAAACAGCAUCGUAGUUCUGCUUCCCCAGUGGUCAUAAGGACUGACACAGUACACAUAAUAAAAGGAAAAACUUCAUCACUGCAAAUGACACAGAGAGACAACUAUACCGAGGUGUUCACCAUGGGCCGCAGCUUGCCACAACGGUCAGGUGAGGGAAGCCAAGCUGCUCCCAAUUCAGCACUGGGGGAAGCCAGAGAUUUGCUCAGGUACCACGUUGCACGAGCCAGGCGGUCCUUCGACACUACUGUGGGAAUGCUUGCUGAUAAUGGCAGCCGUGGUAAAAGGAACAGUGAUGGUGGUAUAGCCUCAUCUGGGGAGCGAACCAGGCAGCAGGAAGCCACUGUGGCCAGACUACCACAUGGCAGCAAGCGGUGGCAUAACAGAAACACUGUCGACAUAUUGUCAAUUGGGGAUCGUAUAAGAGAAUUCAUCCAAGGGACUGUUAAGGAAUAUAUUGAUGCAGUGAUUGCCAGUGCACAGAACAGGAUCACUGAGACCAAUAACGACAGAAUCACUGACACCACUACUGACAGCACCACUAAUACCAUCAUCCCAGGAACCAGUGACACCACCACCAAUGAUGGAACCAUUAAUGGCAAUACUGUUGGCAUUAAUGAUGACAUCAGUGAUGGAACCACUGAUGGCAUUACUGAUAACCAAAACACUCAAGAAACCAAUAAUAGCAAUGUUGAAACUGUCAUUAAUGGAAUCAAUGAAAGCAUAACUGAUGGCACCACUGAUGACAUUAUUGAUAACACCACUAAUGGCACCACUAGUGGCACAAUUGAUGGCACCUCUGGUGGUACCACUAGUGGUACAAUUGAUGGCACCACUGGUGGCACCACUAGUAGUACCAUUGAUGACACCACUGGUGGCACCAAUAUUGGCACUAUUGAUGGCACCACUAGUGGUACCAUUGAAGGCAUUACUAAUGGCACCAUUACCACCACUGGUAGCACCAUUGGUGGCACUAAUGAUGGUCCCACUAGUGCCACCACUGAUGAUAUCGCUGGUGGCACCACUAAUGGCACCACUGAUGGCACUAGUGGCACUACUGAUGGCACCAUUGAUGACACCACUGAUGGCACCAAUAUUGGCACUAUUGAUAGCACCACUAGUGGCACCAUUCAUGGCACCAUUAGUGACACCACUGAUGGCACUGCUGGUGGUGUUACUGUUGGCACUACUGAUGGCACCAUUGAUGGCAUAAUUACUGGCACCACUGGUGCCACCACUGAUGACACUACUAAUAAUAACACUGGUGGUACCACUGGUGGUGUUACUGAUGGCACUACUGAUGGCACCAUUGAUGGCAUUAUUGAUGGCAUAAUUACUGGCACCACUGAUGGCACUACUAAUAAUAACACUGGUGGCACCACUGGUGGUGUUACUGAUGGCACUGGUGGCACUACUGAUGGCACCAUUGAUGGCAUAAUUACUGGCUCCUCUGAUAGCACCACUGAUAAUACCACUGAUGGCACUACUAAUAAUAGCACUGGUGGCACCACUGGUGGUGUUACCGAUGGCACUGGUGGCACUACUGUUGGCACCAUUGAUGGCAUAAUUACUGGGACCACUGAUGGCACUACUAAUAAUAACACUGGUGGCACCACUGGUGGUGUUACUGAUAGCAUUGGUGGCACUGCUGAUGGAUCCAUUGAUGGCAUUAUUAAUGGCAUAAUUACUGGCACCACUGAUAAUAACACUGGUGGUGCUACUGAUGCCACUGGUGGCACUACUGAUGGCACCAUUGAUGACACCACUGAUGGCACCUCUCAUGGCUCCACUGAUGGCACUACUCCUGGCUCCACUGAUAGCACCACUGAUAAUACCACUUACGGAAUUUUUGAAAAUAACAUGGUUAGUAACACAGAGGGCAACACUGGUAGCAGUGGCAGCAACAUGGACACCAAUACUAUCAAUGCCUUGGCUCAUGAGAUCAUUGAACGCUUGUCUGGUGCAACUGAUGCUACAGAAAACUCCAUCCAUCAGGCACUCCAGAGUCUUCUUGAGAGCCACCUGGAUUCUGUAUCUGAUGUUUGA